This is a messenger RNA of Ctenopharyngodon idella (grass carp), 1303 nucleotides long. Its product is annotated as odorant receptor 131-2-like. Gene Ontology annotation, biological process: G protein-coupled receptor signaling pathway. Gene Ontology annotation, cellular component: membrane. Bases 242 to 1180 code for a protein of 312 amino acids. The record is from RefSeq and is a predicted model, not a curated record. Lineage: Eukaryota; Metazoa; Chordata; Actinopteri; Cypriniformes; Xenocyprididae. Gene Ontology annotation, molecular function: G protein-coupled receptor activity. The transcript has a single exon.
GAGUGAAAUCCGCAUAGACUAUAAAACAUGGCAAACAUUUCCUUUCAUUUUAGACCACUUCUUGGACUUCAUUGUAUAUUGAUUUCUUAUUCUCAUUCUUCAUUGAAGGGUGUUUAUUUCUUUGUUGAGAUAUACUGUGGUAGGCUACUUUUAUGUCUUUGUUUUUCUUUUUAACAUAACUUGUCAUUUAGAUUUCUCUCUCUUUGUUAUCAAUUGCAUUGAUAACAGUACAUUUUAAACAAUGGUACAAAACUCAUCAAAUGACUCUAGCAAAGGCUUCUCAAUUCCACGAGGCAGAGAAAAAAUCAUUAUAGCGUGUACACUGUCUGCAUUCUUCCUGUAUGUGAAUGGUGUAUUAAUAUUUACGUUUUUUAAAACGGACUAUUUUCGCACCAAAAUGCGUUAUAUAUUUUUUAUUCACACCUUGCUUUGUGAUUGGCUGUUUCUGUUUAUAACCAAUAUUUGCUUGAUCCUAAUCUUUCUCAAUGCAACAAUGCCUAUAGGAAUAUGUCUUGUCAUUUGUCACAUUAUGGAAGUGCUGAGCUUUGCUACUCCACUCACUCUCACAGCUAUGAGUCUAGAGCGCUACGCGGCCAUCUGUAUGCCCCUGCGACACUCUCAAAUCUGUAGUCUGUCCAGAACGAUCCACAGCAUUAUCAUCAUCCAUGUUCUCUGCUCCAUAGAGCCCACUAUGAUCUUUUUCAUCUUCACUGCCUCUGUUCCACUUCACAUCUAUAUGAAAAAGGCACUAUGCCAAGUGGAAGUGCUUAUUGUUCACACGUGGCAGAGUCAGCUGAGGUCAGUUUUUACACAGAUAUUCUUUAUGAUGAUUUUUUGCAUCAUUCUGUUUUCUUAUGUCAAAAUAAUGCGUGUUGCAAAAAUGGCAAGCUCUGGUAAUAGUAAAUCAGCUGUAAGAGGCUUAAAAACUGUGGUAUUACAUGGAUUCCAGUUGUUGCCUUCACUCGUUCAGCUGUGGUGUCCGUUUGUAGAGCAGGCCAUCUUGAAUGUUGAUAUUUACAUAUAUAUGGAGGUCAGAUAUUUUAAUUAUGUUGUGUUUAUGCUGGUCCCACGGUGCUUCUGUCCACUUGUGUAUGGAUUGCGGGAUGAAAAGUUUUUCAUUGCUUUGAAAUAUUAUGCAUUCUGUGCAGUAAAUAAGAAGAUUUCACCUAAGAUUUGCUGAUGCAGACUUCUGUUAAGGUGAUCUGAACUGUGCUGACAAAAUUCUGUACAAAUAUUUUCAGACUUGCUAUAUAUUUACAUGAUAUUAAAGCAAAAUAUAGUAUAUGUGCUUUUUAAAAUGAAA